AUGAAGGAAGAAGAUAUCCUCGCGCGCCAAUCCCGUCCGCAGAAGCACUCUACUUGGGUCCCCAAAACCCGCGACUGGCGUUACGCAACCGGAGUUUUCCAACAUGAUGACAACGAAAACGCGUCCAACGACCGUUCAGCGUGGGAUGACAUGGACUACGACUAUCAGGUUGCCGCUCCAGAGAAGGGCAGAAGUCGAAGCGGCAGUGGCCCAAGCGAUAGCGACACCAAAGGGGUCGAUGUAAGCGCCUCGGUAUCGGCUGCUCCAAAAAGCGCAAGGAAGAGAGCCCUAUCGGAUAUCCCGAAACCCACUGUAAAGGUUCGAGCAUUCAAGAGGAAGUCAAAGGCUGCGAGGAAGAACGUCUGGAUGUCAGUAGCAAAACGCCAGCGAAUCAGCCCUGAUGAUGUAGAGGGCGAAGAGCCAGACUACGAGACCUAUAGCUUGACCGUCAGGUUGCGCUUCUCAGGCAGGCUCAUCAUAGAGGAUGCGCUUCCGGCUGUAUCAACACCAGGCCCUAUGCAUCUCCAACAAUUACCAGACACACCUGCUAACUUCAGCAUGCCCUUCGAUCCUCACACCCCUGCCACAGCUCGCACCGCAGCCUCGCUCUACACACCACACAUGUCGCAUUCGGGCGAAUCCGUACACACAUAUCCUCCCUUCCAGCGUCCAUGGGUAGACGAAACAAAAGACUUCAAUAUGCGGGCCGUCCGCGGCGUUCUACAAAAGCCGGGAUUCGUAGGGAAGGACCUCGGAGUGCAUUAUACAUGGUACAACGACGCAGUCCCCAUAGACGCUCUGCUCCCCCCUGGAGUACCUCUAUCCGCCAAAGAAGUCAUGGCCUACUACCCCCAUCACGUCCGGUGGAAAAGCAUGAUGGUCCGACUAGCGAACAACGACUAUCGCGGUGCGGACAUCGUUGGUAUGCAAGCAUUCUUCCGUGGCCCCCCAACAACGGACAUCACGGCGGCAGUCAUGAAUCAGUUCCAGCGCGACUCAGUCAAGAAGAUCAUCGAGGGUUUCAAGACGGACACUAUCAACGGGAAGCAUGAUGCAAACUUACAUACCGACCACCUGGAGCCAGGCAGAUACAUCGCGGACAGACGUAGCGGCUAUGUGUUGCCGACAUUCAGUGAUCUCCUCGCUGGCCUGAACCAUCUACCGUCUGGGCUUGAUGCGCGUGGCCUGACAGAGUGUCUGAGCUGGUAUCUCCAUGUCCGGGACUCUUUUACGCCAAAGUUGGAGUUGAACGUUCUGCAUACCCAAGCUUUGAUCCGCGCGCUUCGCAUCCCGCUCAAGCGGUAUGGGCCUCAGAAUCUGGAUUGCAAUGCACUUAAAGAGUGGAAAGAGAAGGGGAGGUUUGAGGAGCGCAAGGUGUAUUACGAGCCAGCCAGACCUACGUCGACAGGAACAGGAGAUGAAGCGCAGAAGAGGUCGCAACUGCACAUGAACCUAGACAACCACGAAGUCAAGCUUGACUACCAACUCCAGCUUCGCCACGUCCUCACGCUCCCAUUUCUUACCCUCCACAGUGUUAUGGGCGAAGCGCUCAAACUGGGUAUCGAGAAAGCUGAGAACCGGAUGACUGAGCGGGUAACCGCUGAGGGGAAGAAGAUGUUGGAAGCCAAGUGGGCUGCGAGGGUAGCUGAGAACGCGGAACCAGAAGAACAGGUGCGGGAUGUGGAAGCGCAACAACCACAUGUGAUGGAAGAGAAGUUUGAACCGAUCAUGGAGACGAAUGACAGUGCAGAGAAGCCUAGUCGCGUUCCCCGAACGAGCCUCACGGCCGAAGCACUACGUACUCUUGCUCCGGCACCGAGGAGAGCACCUACUGCGCCGCCACCCAAUGGAGGGCCACCUGGUUACCGCGCACCAACUUCACCAUCAACGGGGACAUUUACCAGACAGCCUCAUGGAACGCCUGAGCCCAUGUACCUCGACCGAGCGUGGGGUACACCAUCCCCUUCUUCCGCAUAUGCGCCUCGCUCAGUGUAUGGAAGAAGGGAGUAUGAGUCGCCAAGGCAGAACGAUCAAAGGAAUGGGACGCAGCGUGGUGGGAGGGGAGAUGAUCGUAGUGGAGCACAUCGUCCGAGAGAUUGGUAA
Molecule: messenger RNA, 2103 nt
Organism: Alternaria arbusti
Lineage: Eukaryota; Fungi; Ascomycota; Dothideomycetes; Pleosporales; Pleosporaceae
Exons: 2
Coding region: 1-2103 (700 amino acids)
Source: RefSeq, a predicted model, not a curated record